This is a messenger RNA of Drosophila innubila, 3170 nucleotides long. Its product is annotated as titin homolog. Gene Ontology annotation, molecular function: chitin binding. The record is from RefSeq and is a predicted model, not a curated record. Gene Ontology annotation, cellular component: extracellular region. The transcript is spliced from 4 exons. The coding region runs from base 19 to 2844 and encodes 941 amino acids. NCBI's taxonomy places the organism in Eukaryota, Metazoa, Arthropoda, Insecta, Diptera, Drosophilidae.
UGCAACUAGAGCGUCAUCAUGUGGAAGUACAUCUGUGUAACGAUCUUCUUGAUCGCCUGCUGCAAUGCGGGUCCAGUUGGCCAACAGAGGAAGAAUAUGCCCAUAAAGGCACGCGAGGAUAGUGUAAUGGCUGUGCAGGAAUCCGAGGCGGAGACUGAAAUGCAGACGAGUGGCAACGCAGCGGAAACGGAAGCAGCUCCUCUAGUGGGCACAUUGACGCUGCCCAGCAAUGCCACCUCCAUCAGGGCGGACAUCACGGACAGCUUUUCGUGUGCCAACAAAUCCUAUGGCUAUUAUGCUGAUGUCGAGAACGAUUGCCAAAUCUUCCAUGUCUGUCUGCCAGUUACCUAUGCCGACGGCAAGGAGAACACAUUCCGUUGGAGCUUCAUCUGCCCCGAGGAGACGAUCUUCAGCCAGGAAUCUUUCACUUGCAUGCGUCGUGAGGACAUGACCAUCGAGUGUGCGGACAGCUCCAGAUACUAUGAACUGAAUGGCAACUUUGGUCUGCCCGUUGAGGAGGAGAAGCAACCAGCAGCUGCCGAGAGCGAGCAGCUUGAACAGCAGAAGCCACAGCCCGAGGAGAGUGAGAUGCCUGCGCCUGCUGAGCCCGCUGCAGUUGCCGCUCCUGAGCCCGUCCCGGAGUCAGCGAAGCCUGUCAAGGUGCAGAAGCCCAAACCAAAGCCAAAUCGUCGUAAACCUGCCGUCACAUACAACAAACCCCAAAGAAAAGUGCCAGUUCCCGCCACAGCAGCUCCCGUUGUUGAACCUGAAGAGGAAGCUGAACCCGAACCCGAACCCGAACCUGUUGUUGUUGCCCAAUUGGCUUCCAAGCCUGUGAAGCCACAGCGUUUCAAUGUGAGGCCCAACAAGGAGAGGCCACAAGCCAUCAAGCCAGCUGUGUCCGCCCCUGCCACGCCCAUGCGCAAUGAACUCUUCAACUCCAUACGCAAACGUCCAGCAAUCUUUAAUAAGCACAGCUCCAACAAACUUGUACAGGAGAGUGAAGCCGCCGUUACUGAGGCAAUCCAAAUCCAAGUGGAGCUGAGUGAGCCACAACCCACCUUGAAGUUGCAGACAAUGUUUGUGGAUGCAGCUCCGGAGGUGCCUGUGCAGAUUGUAGAGGAGCCAGCGGCAGAGGCUUCUGAGCAUGUUGUGGCCAUAGCAGAGCCUGAAAAAGAAGAAGCACUACCAGAGGCUGUUGUGGAGGCAGAGUCAAUAAAGGCAGAAGAAACAGCUGAGCAAGAUGCGCCAAUGAAAGUGGAAGUGGAGGAAAUGCAACCCAUUGAAGCCAUUGAGGAGAUUCCCGCUGUAGUUGAGGAGAUCUUGGAGCAAAAGCCACAAGAGAUUGAGCAGGCACAGGAACAGUCACAGCAACUGGCACAGGAGCAGCUAGAGGAGCAGCCAGAGCAGCAGUCAGAGAAUCUGUCAGAGAAGCAGCCACAGGAACAGCCAGCGGAGCAAACCGAGGAGCAAUCAGAAAACGAGGCACAAAAGUUAGAAAUCGCUCACAUUGAGCCAGCUAUUGUGGAGAGCAGCAGCUCCAAUGAGGAAGCCUUAAACAAUAUUGAAGCCAUGGAGGCAGCUAAGCCAGCAGAUGCACCUGUCAGCCUGCCAGCCACACCAGAAAUGGCCCAGCCCAAUCCUCUGGUGGAAGAGAUGCUCGACAACAGCGCCAGCAAUAAUGAAAUCAAAGAAUCCAUUGGUGGCUUUAAGCCCGUAGAUCCUGUCAUGGCUGCUGAGGCGGAGCAGCUGAUCACCGAUUUUCUGAACACACUACGCAAGCAUGAGGAGAAGACUGAGACUGACAUAUCCAAUGCUGCCAUGGACAUGGCUGAGACCAAUGUGUCCAUUGAGGAGGCCAAGUUGCCAGAGCCUGAGAUAAUCGAUAAGAAUGCUUCCGUUGAGGAGCAGCUGCUGGAGACUGAACCAGAGCCAAAACCGCAGCUGAAAUUGAAACAGGAUUCACCCAUUUUUAAUAUUAUGCAGCUGAAUCAUUUGCCUGCCGAUUAUCAGAUUCCCGUGCAGGUAUUUUCAGCGCCGGAGACAGAGAAGGAGUCGCAGUCAGAGGCCAUUAAGGAGCUGACAGCAGAGUCGGAGAUUAAACCUGUCGAAAUUGACCAAGUUCAGGAGCCAAAUCUGGCCACAGCUGCCUAUAUGCCAUCCAUCAGUAUUGAUGACAUUGUGGAGCUUGUCAAGGAGCGUCUGGAUCAGAAUCCCAAGAAUGAACAGCUCACGCCCAUGGAACUGAUCCUCACACCAGGCGCAGCAGCUCCAAUGGCUUUGAUACCGAGCAAUAGCAUUAAGACAGAGACGGAACAGCAGCCAGAAAAUGCUCCGAUCGCAGAGUUGGAGUCAGAACCCGCCUCGGAGAUCACCUCAGAGAUCGCUGCAGCUCCCGCCUCAGAGAUCACCUCAGAGAUCGCUUCGAUUCCCGCCUCGGAGAUCACUUCAGAGAUCGCUUCUGUUCCUGCCUCAGCGAUCACCUCAGCGAUCACCUCAGAGAUCGCUUCAGAGAUCGCCUCAGAGCCCUCCUCAGUUUCCGCCUCAGAGAUCACCUCAGAGAUCGCCUCUGCACCCGCCUCAGAGCCACAGCCUGAACCUACAUCAGAUUCAGCGACAGCCCAAGAAUCCGAGCAGGAGGAAGUCAUACUGCCCAUUUACAAGCGCAUUUCUUCAGCGGAACCCAACAUGUCCAAGGUGCAGACAUCGCCAGUGACAGUCAGCAAAGUAGAAGUCGAGGCAAAACCAGAGGAGGAAAAGACUCCCUCCGUAUCCGAAGCCAAAUCUACGUCAAGAAUGGAUGCACGCAAGCGUCGUUUUCUGUUUCGUGCCGAUUCCAGUUAGAGGAACAACCUCAAGAUGAGAAGAAGAAGAACUCCCGCCCACAAUAAAGCAACCAUUUAGCCGAAGUCCAGCCGGAGUCCCAUGCAUACCCUCCGAGUCCCUGGCAACCCGACGCUGUCCCACUCAUUUGCACCUAGGCAACUUUAAUGACUAUUUUUUGAUUUUCUAGUUUUAUGGCCAUUUCUGCACUUUUUCUCAAAAAGCGCACACGAGAGUUGAAAUUUAAGUUUAGCAUUGUUGUAUCCUUUUGAGUUAAACAAACAAACAAACAAAUGAAAAACAAAAAAAUUGAAAAAACAUUUUGAAUAAAAAUCUUGAAAAAUUUA